UCAAAAAAAGAGCCCCCCCGCCCCGAGAUGUGAUUCUCUCCGCCCUUUUUUCUUGUUUCCUGCGAUGUGUGGCUGUCGAAGACUUCUUGGGCAGGAGCUUCUUUCAAGCAGGGGAAGAGCGAGGGCUAGGGCACCGCCUGGGUUCCUGUAGGAAGAAGCUCACAUUUUGGUCCUGAGUUGUCACUCUGCUGACCACCAUGGGGCUCUGUAAAUGCCCCAAAAGGAAGGUCACCAACUUGUUCUGCUUUGAGCACCGGGUGAACGUCUGUGAAAGCUGUAUUGUUGCUAACCAUGCCAAGUGCAUUGUUCAGUCAUAUCUCCAGUGGCUUCAGGACAGCGAUUACAAUCCCAAUUGCCGGCUGUGUAAUACUCUCCUCUCCACCAAAGAGACAGUUCGGCUCAUCUGUUAUGAUCUUUUUCACUGGUCCUGCCUCAACGAGAUGGCAAAUCAGCUGCCCUCAAACACCGCCCCCGCAGGCUACCAGUGCCCCAGCUGCAAAGCCCCCAUCUUCCCUUCUGCCAACCUAGUUAGUCCAGUGGCUUCAGUGCUGCGAGAGAAGCUGUCGACGGUUAACUGGGCUCGGGCUGGCCUCGGGCUCCCGCUGAUUGAUGAAGCUGAAGUGGUCCAGGAGGUGGAUUCACAGGACACCACUGACUACACUGACUGGUCCAGCUUCACGGUCCUCAGCUCUGAAGAGGCCAGCCAGCAGAGCUCUCAGUCCGCCUUCGCUUACAGCCCGAGCGCCACCCUCCACUCCUCGCAGCAGCAGCAAGGCCUGAACAAUGGGGGCCUGCAGGAGCAGCACACAGUGAUCAGCAUGGGCGCAGAACCAGUCACCAUGAAUGCAGCUUCCUCACCACGGAAAGUUUAUGACACCCGAGAAGGCGGGGGCGGGAGAGCCUCCGACGCUCGUAUAGACUUUGACGAAGAUAAGUACCGCCGGCGUCCAGCUCUUGGCUGGCUGGCCCAGCUGCUAAAGAACCGUUUCAAGUCCAGGAAGCAACCGCGGUCCUUGAUGCAGAGAUUCGUCAUCCUGCUCCUGAUUGGAGGGAUCGGCUUCCUCACUCUCAUCAUUGUCAUGAUGAAACUGGGCCGGGCCUCAGCUGACAACGACCCCAACCUGGACCCCAUGUUCAACCCGCACAUCCGGGUCGGGCAGCAGUGAGUCGGACAGCUUUCCCCACGCCUGCUGUGCACCCUUCCCUGCUCUGCAGCUCUACUCUGCUUGGGAAGACUGAACUGGGGCUGGCUCACUGGAAAACUGCAGCCACAUGUCCCUCCCUGGAAGAGCACAGCAGGGCUCUGGUGCCUGUGAGUUCCACCCUGGGAGCUUAGAAGAAGAUGCUCUGAGCAAAGGGCAAGUCCUCCUCCUCCUCUCCUGUUCUUCUAACUGUGGAUCCAGAGCUUGGACCUUUACUUUUUUGGAGCCUGCAAUAGUAGCCUUCAAGGAUACUAGCCUAGAAAGUCAAAUGGGCAUCAGAAGAGGCCCACAAGAUGAACUUCCAGCAGGGGGCAGCACCUGCUUCACAACUCACCGUGAUGCUAUAGAAGAAAAGGGGGGUUCCAGAUCGGGUUUCUACAGCUGCCACCUGCUGGAACCUCUUCCUGCUGUAUUCAUCCAUGGCUACAUCUGUUGUGGGGAAGGUCAUCCCAGGUUUAUCCCUUGUCACUUGGCCAUAUUCUCUGCCCAGGUGUAGUGGGGGCUAGAAGGUUGGUUUGAUUUCUCCUGGCAUAGUGAUUAAGACUUACAAUGGAAGAAUAGGGUUGAAUCAUUCUCCUCCCCUCCCCCGCCAAGCUCACUUGCUCCCUGGUGUUCUUCCUCUUCCUGCCCCUAUAUUGAGCAGGCCCAAUGUUUGACAAGCCGCCUGUGUCCCAAGAAUCCCAGGAGUGCCUCAGAUGUCUGAGGCUCGGCGGGAGAGUCGACUGAGGGUGCUUACGACCAAGAGACGGGUGCUGUCCAAACUGGGACCUUGCUGGGCUUGCCUCACUCUGAGUGUCUCUAACGGAAGCAGGCUGAUGACCUGUUAAGCAGACACCCCUGCCUCUUUCCGUUUGCCUGUCUGCAGGGCCUCUCCAGCUAAGAAGUGCACGAAGCAACAGGGCUUACACACACACACACACACACACACAAACACCAUAACGUGGGUCAAAGAAGCAGGUCUACAAUAUUCUGCUGCAUUAGGGGACCAGUGAAACAUUUGUCCUGUUGAGGCUGAAUUCUCAUAUCUGUCCCAGUAGGCCCUUUCAUAGAAUUCUGGGAGCUGCUUAUUGGGAUAGAGUUCAGAAUUCACAGCUGAAAUGGGCACGUCUCUUCAAUCCUGAUAAAGUACAGUUAGGGGUUGCAUCUUUGCGGGGGGAGGGUCUAAUUCCUAAGACAGGGUGGGAGGUGUUUGAAGGAGUUCCAUGUUUUUAAGUUAUAUUAAUGAUCUGAUAUGUUCUGAAAUCAGUAGAUGGGCUGUCAGAUCUUAUGAUUUCUGGCCAGUCAGCCUCUCUGUUCCUGGCCCUUCCACCCUUCUCUCUGCUCUGCCAGACUUACAUGGUGGUUCGAGGGCAGCUUGUAACGGCGUUACUCAUGAACCUUACUCUUAAAAUGGAGGAUGCUGCUAGGUGGACAACAUCUGAGAGCUUACAUGAGAUGGGUGUCCCGUGAGCUUGUGCAGCAGGUGCUGGGUUAUUCCUUUGUUCUAAUCUAAUGUUGGUGUCGCAAAACAGCACUCGGAAAGCUGUGUAGCUGUAUUUACUGCCUCAAUUCCUAUGGGUUGUGGAGGGCCUGGUAGAAACGCAAGACUGUGUAAGACACUAAAGCAAUAGACUUGUGUGUUGCAAUUCUAUUAAACGCUGUUGGCUAAGCCCUGAGCCCCUUUUGCUGCUGCUUUUCCUCAAAGGGUAAAUUGGAACCGCAGUUCCCAAAUCCAGGGGGGAAUCGCUUACUCCUGUUUCUUGCAGUUCUCUAUUCGUAGCGCUCUUCCCUGUAGGCAAUGGUGAAAAACUCCAUGACAAAACGGACAAUGAAGACAGCGAAGUUCAGGGCUGGGAAGAAAAGAAAGGGGGUGGGAUUUGAUCACAUUGGGUAUGAUGAUGUGCAUUCUUGGCAAGAGGAGAAAGCUCCUAAAUCUUAGCUUUCUGCUGUACAGGCAGAUUGGGGAGGGUCCCCACCUGCUUUGCAUCCAGGACGUGCCUGGUGAGUCUUUGGAAUCUCCUGCUGAAACAUCUUGGUAGGGCUGCAAAAGACCUUGGAGAGCUGGUAUCAGCCAGAUGUUACUAAGCUAGACAACCCAGUGGUCUGGCUCAUUUGCACUCUCCAAUGUUGCUGUACAUUGAACUAGUAAUGGGAAAGGGUGAUUGUGUUCAACUUCCGUGAACAAUAAAAAAUGGUUUUGGA
This is a messenger RNA of Eublepharis macularius, 3383 nucleotides long. RefSeq names its product zinc finger protein like 1 (gene ZFPL1). The record is from RefSeq and is a predicted model, not a curated record. Gene Ontology annotation, cellular component: Golgi apparatus. NCBI's taxonomy places the organism in Eukaryota, Metazoa, Chordata, Lepidosauria, Squamata, Eublepharidae. The coding region runs from base 198 to 1166 and encodes 322 amino acids. The transcript has 8 exons.